AUGUUAUUAUUACUUUAUGCUCUUCUCGGUGCACUUCUCUUCUUUUGUUUAGAAGCAGAAAAUGAACGUUUAUUAAUUCGAAAAGAAUGGAAUCAAUUAGAGAGAUUGAGGCAACAAACACUUAGAAGAUUAGCUAGAGUAGAGAGGCAUCAUCAAAAAGAAGUUUUGAUACAAUUUGAAAGAGAAUUAGUUAAAAUUAAAUUACCUGAAGCUUUGGGUGAGGGAUUCUGUUUUGAAAUUAAAAUAAUAAUUUUAUAUUUUUUCUUUGAAGCUUGGGACUUUUGGGGUGCUUUAUUUUAUGUCCAAACAGUAUUUACAACUAUAGGUUAUGGGAAUAUAACACCUAGAACUACAGCCGGGCAAGCAUUUUCAAUUUUAUAUGCAAUUGUUGGUAUUCCUUUAGUUUUGGCUUUGUUAAAUCAAACAAGUAGAAGAAUGACUAGAUGGUUAAGUCAGAAAUGGAUAAAUUAUCGACAAAAAGUUAGAAAUCAACAUAAAAAACAAAAAAUAUUAAAUGAAAAUUCUAUAAAUUUACAAAAACAACAAAAAGAAGGGAGAGAGGCUGAAGAAGGUAAAAAGACUGUUGUUGAUUUUAAAAAAGAAGAAAAUGAAUUUCCAGUUAAUACAACUGAAAGCAGAACAAUUCCCGUUUGGAUGGCUUUAAGUUUAGUAGGCGGUUAUGUUUGUGUUAUUGCUGCUAUUUUCCUAGCUUGGGAAAAUCGUUGGUCUUACUUCACUUCUUUUUAUUUUAUUUGUAUUUCUUGUUUAACUAUUGGACUUGGGGAUGUUGUGCCUGAUCACCCUCAUAUGCUUAUUUUAAUGUUUGUUUUUGUUAUUUUUGGUCUUUCAUUUGUUUCAAUGCUUAUUUCUGUUAUUCAAAUAAAAAUGGAAGAAUGGCUAUACAGAAUGCUUAUCAGAAUGCAGAAAGAAUAUCAAAAAGCACUACAAGCAGCAACUGACCCGGAAGAACGUGAAAGAAUACUUGGAGACCUUUUAGCUAAAGAGCCUUGGUAUAUGCGUGAAUUAGCCCCUCUUUGUGUUAGUGAAAAACAAACUGUUAAAUUGGAAAAUUUGGCAGAGCAAUACGAACGUGUUCUUCUCCCCACAAAUACAAGGGGAAUACAAACAGAAUUUAGGCCAACAACAAUAAAAGAAGAAGAAAUUGAAAUAACCGAAGAAGAAGAGGUGGAGGAAAGGAGAAUAAAUGAACAAAAAUUAAAAUCACAAAAUAAAAAUAUUGGGGGUGGUGGUGGAGGUGGACAGUUAAAAAGAACCGACUCUUCCCAAUCAGACAAUUCUGUUUCUGAUGCAACCUCACUUCCAAUGGACCCUUCAAGUAUUACAAUUUCUUCUCCUAUUCCCCCACCUCAAUAUUGUAAAUCUAUACAAACAGAGGAAAUAUUUGAAAAGUUAAAAGACGAAGAAAAGAAAAUAAUACAAAAAGAAAUAGGUGUAAAUACUUUACAAAUUAAAACAAUUUCAAAAGGAACACAAAACAGAAUUGGAACUAAUAAUCAAAGAUUGGAUACUAAAGGAUUAAUUAUUUUUGAAGAAAAAGGAAUUGGGAAUGAAAUAAAUACAAAAUCAAAAUUAGUACAGACUGGAAGAAAAACAAGAAAAGAAGGAAAUAAUGAAGAAGAAGAAGAAGAAGAAGAAGAAGAGGGAAAUGAUGAUAAUGAUUUUUGGUGGUUAGUAGAUAGAAGUUCCCAAAAUUCCCCACCCAUUCUUCACCACUUUGAAUCUCAAACUGAUCCAAUGACCAUUUGUGAUGCAAUUGAAACACUUUUUGGUCCAUCAAUGCAAUUAGAAAGAAGUGAAAGUAUUCAAGUACUUGUAGGGGAUGAUGAAAAUGAGAUGGGGGAAAUGCUUGGGGAAAUAACUAGCAAUCAAGAGAAAAAAGCAGAAAAACAUGAUUUGGUUAUUCAAACAGAUGACAGUUAUUUAAGAAUUGCUCGCCGUUUGGACACUCUUAGAACUGGAAAAUCAGAAACUAAUGUUUUUGCUAAUGUUUAUUGCACGGGUGCUGGAAUACCAAAGAGAGUAAAUACUGGACGGAGAAAAUCUCUUCGAUUUUUAGAGCCUGCUAGUGAUUUUAUGAGGGAAAAGUUUGGAUGGCAUACAAGCAAUAAAACCGAAGAGGAGAAGAAAGAUAAUGAGGAAAGUGAAGAAAAACAAGAGGAAAAAGAACAGGGGACUUAUGAUGAGAAUGUUGAACGUAAAAUAUCUUCACCUACUAAUAGCCAAGAUCAAUUCAAAGUAACAAGAAAAAGGAUAAGAAAACACGUCCAACUGCCGCCUGAAGAGGAGGACAUUAACAAAAAUAAUGAAUGA
Messenger RNA from Meloidogyne enterolobii, 2331 nucleotides. The record is from the annotation of a GenBank genome assembly. Lineage: Eukaryota; Metazoa; Nematoda; Chromadorea; Rhabditida; Meloidogynidae.